Molecule: messenger RNA, 948 nt
Organism: Cucurbita maxima (winter squash)
Lineage: Eukaryota; Viridiplantae; Streptophyta; Magnoliopsida; Cucurbitales; Cucurbitaceae
Exons: 3
Coding region: 147-731 (194 amino acids)
Source: RefSeq, a predicted model, not a curated record
AUGUGAAUCUGAAUAACUUCAUUCGCUAACCUUCGUCUUUCCAACUCAUCCCUCCACCACCAUUCCUCUCCCCUUUCUCCUUUACUUAAUGCCGUCUUCCUCCUCCUCUUCCUUCCUCAUUUCCAUUCCCUAGACUCUUCCUCACCAUGGCGGAUUGGGGUCCAGUCUUUGUGGCGGUGGUGCUCUUCGUUCUCCUAACCCCCGGAUUGCUCGUUCAGAUGCCCGGGAAGAAUCGCUUCAUCGAGUUUGGGAACUUCCAGACCAGCGGAGUUUCCAUUCUGGUUCAUUCCGCUCUCUAUUUUGCCUUGAUCUGCAUCUUCUUGCUGGCUGUUGGUGUUCAUGUUUAUAUGGGCUCCUCGCUAGUGAACUCUGCUGAAUUCAAUUUCUCUUCUUCUUCUUCUUCUUCUUCUUCUUCUUCUUCUUCUUCCCCAUCGCGUUACUGCAAGACUAACUCGCUUCACGUUUUGCUACUUUGGAUAUUUCUCUCUUUACGUCUAGUGAAGUACGAAAUCUGGGAAAGGAUGUCGGAUUGGGCACCAGUAGUGAUCGGAGUUGUACUGUUCGUACUGCUCUCUCCAGGGCUUCUGUUCCAGUUUCCGGGGAAUAAUCGACAGUUUGAGUUUGGGAGUAUGAAGACCAACGGAAAGGCCAUCGCCAUUCACACGCUCAUUUUCUUUAUCCUUUACGCCGUCUUCAUUCUCGCUCUCCGUAUCCACAUCUAUACUGGCUGAUCCGGUAUUCUCUUAUUCUCGUCUCUUUCCGUUUUCAUUCGAGAUUGUUACCAACUGAAGUUUCUGCAAUCUUGGUGAUGUUUGUGCCGCCUUGUGUUUUGUAUUUCUUUUCGAAGCGGAUCUUGUUUGAUCUGUCUGGAUUUGCGAUUUGUGUAUGUGUAGUCGGAGACUCGGAAGAGAUAAAGGAAUUUUGUUUGUUAAUUUCGUUUUUACAUAC